UCGUAAAUAAGACCGGCAUUGUGCAGCUUGCGAUUUUGCAUCUGUUUCGAGCUAUUUUCUUAAACAAUUGAUGAUGAAAGCUAUAAUACAACGUGUUGCCUUUGCGAAAGUGACGGUUGGUGAUGAAGUGGUAAGCUCGAUCGGCCGUGGCCUUUGCGUGCUGGUAGGCAUUUCGUCCAAUGACAAUGCAAACGAUGUGGAGUGGAUCGCACGGAAGAUACUCAAUUUACGGCUAUUCGAUGAGCAAACCAGUGGGAAAAGAUGGACCGAAUCGGUCGUAGAUCAACAGUUGGAAAUACUGUGUGUCAGUCAGUUCACUCUGUACCAUCGGUUGAAAGGAAACAGACCGGAUUUCAGCCGUGCCAUGCAGGGACCGGAAGCACAGCAGCUGUACGGAUCGUUGUUAAAGCAGCUGCGCGAACAGUACUCUGCGGAGCGUAUACGGGAUGGUCGAUUUGGAACGAUGAUGCAGGUACACAUCCAAAAUGAUGGACCAGUUACGCUGGAAAUCGAAUCACCCGAACAAAGCGAACAAGAGCGCCAAAAACUGCAACGAUCACUGGAGCAUAAAGCAAAAUCGGUUGGAAAACCCGCCAGAGAAGCAAUGGAAAGCGAUAAAGUAACUGAGAGCAAACAUACCAAAGCACAAUAAAAGCAAAACGGCUGGUUAUAUGAUACAGUCUUUUCCCGAGAAACGCGAAUAAUUUAAAGAAUAAUGGAUUUUGUCCCGGUACUGACGUAUGAAAAUCGACGCUGCUUCCAAAUACAUAAUUGGGC
Anopheles moucheti is the source of this 777-nucleotide messenger RNA. RefSeq names its product D-aminoacyl-tRNA deacylase (gene Dtd). Gene Ontology annotation, cellular component: cytoplasm. Gene Ontology annotation, molecular function: D-tyrosyl-tRNA(Tyr) deacylase activity. Gene Ontology annotation, biological process: tRNA metabolic process. The record is from RefSeq and is a predicted model, not a curated record. Lineage: Eukaryota; Metazoa; Arthropoda; Insecta; Diptera; Culicidae. The transcript is spliced from 3 exons. The coding region runs from base 71 to 652 and encodes 193 amino acids.